Messenger RNA from Acaromyces ingoldii, 1077 nucleotides. RefSeq lists its product as hypothetical. NCBI's taxonomy places the organism in Eukaryota, Fungi, Basidiomycota, Exobasidiomycetes, Exobasidiales, Cryptobasidiaceae. The transcript has 2 exons. Gene Ontology annotation, cellular component: cytosol. The record is from RefSeq and is a predicted model, not a curated record. Bases 1 to 1077 code for a protein of 358 amino acids.
AUGCGACUACGUGCACGCCAAGAAGGUCGCUUUCCCUCCACGACGUCCUUUGAGACAGAUGGAGAGCGACGGCGGAGCUACGCCCGGGCAAGGGACGAGGCCCAUGCUGCCUUGCAAGAUCAUUCUUCGCGAACUACAGCGAGCGUGAGCAUCAGUCGCCAUAUGAAUAGCACCAACACCACCGAGCAGUCGUCGCGGGACAGGACUUCGAGGUCGAGCAAGAGCGGAGAGCCACAGCAUCGCGUAUACCUCAUCAACUGCAAGAGCUGUGGAAGUUUUCUUACCGACCGAGGCAUGAAAGCUGUGCUCCUGCUCAAGCCCCAUAUCACCCUCUACUCAACCGAUGCCGUGCCCAAUUGCGGUACCCUUUGCCCUCCCUCGCGCUUUUCGGACGGCACAGCCUCAGCAAACGAACCCGCAGUCGAGCGCACCUGCGACUGCCUGACACAGACACUGGGCUGUUAUGGGUGCGGUGCCGCUGUUGGCUACCACAUCGUGGCGCCUUGCGAACGGUGCACAAGCAGCGUAGCGAAACACCAGCGAAGUUCAAACGGCCACCGCACCGUCCUUCACUGCGCCGAGAUUGCCGUCCGAGAGCGUCGUUACGUGCCCGGUGAACCUGGUGUCCGUGUGGCGCCAUUUACCUGGGCCCCAGCUCCUCCCAGUACCGCCGACCGGCAUACUCCAACUGACAUCACCAGCACGCCCGUCUGGCGGCCGCCACUGGCUCAGCAUGCUUUCAGUCACAAUCGCUUCCUAUCCAACAACCGAAGCUUUGACUCUGGCGGAGAAGCCUUUACCAGCACCAGACCGCCCUCUUCGGACGCAUACAUGCGCGACUAUGGCGAGGAAGAGGAAGAUGACGAUGACGAUGACGAGCUUGAGGACUGCGAUGCAGAAAAGCCCGAGUCGUCAACAAUGCAGGCCGCAGCCGCAGCCGCAUCGGCUGCAGCAAAGGAAGCGCGACACCUCAAACGGGGCGACGUCGUCUACUGGUCCGAUCUCGUCUCAGGAGGCGAGCGUUGCGAACCAAUUGAUUCCGACGAGUACCUUGACAUGCCCGUUGCCGGUCGUUGA